AUGAAAGUUGACAACGCUUUUGAUAAAACGGAAUUACUGCAACACCUCAAGACUGCUUACGCACUGCCAUUGCAGUCCAUAACGUUUUUGCCCGAAGGCGAGGAUAGUUAUGGGUACAUCGCCACGUCCGAGACUGGCGAAAAGUAUUUUGCCAAAGCGUCUACUUCUGUGCCGGAUAUUUGCUUGCAAUAUGUGUCGCUCCUUCGGUACCGAUGUGACAUAUCUGGCGUUGUUGCUCCAUUGGAAACAUCAGAUGGUAGAAGUCGCUGGGACCUGUGGAAAGUCGGAAAAGACUUCACCGAUGCGGAACUCGAUCAGACGGCUGCGCUGUUAGCGACAAUCCAUCUUUGCACGAAUGAGAUUGACACAAGACCCGCUGAGAAAGAUCUUGUCGCUUUUACUGGGGAACGGUUCGAUGUGGUCUUGGACGGUUAUGUUGAGAGAAAACGGAACGGCGUUACCCUACAUGUAGACAUUUUCGGUUUCUAUAUCUAUGAAUGGACGCUCAAUGAAAUUCGAGAUUACAGCACUAAAAUUCUGUUUAAAAAUAAGGACACGCAACAGAACGAAUAUGACUGGGAGAGCCUGCAAGACUACUUACCACCGAAUCGGGAAUUGAUGGAAGAUGGAAUUGCGGCUAUUCAAGGCACACUCGAUAAGUAUGGUGUCCUACCGAAAUAA
Geodia barretti is the source of this 681-nucleotide messenger RNA. The record is from the annotation of a GenBank genome assembly. Lineage: Eukaryota; Metazoa; Porifera; Demospongiae; Tetractinellida; Geodiidae.